Molecule: messenger RNA, 906 nt
Organism: Closterium sp. NIES-65
Lineage: Eukaryota; Viridiplantae; Streptophyta; Zygnematophyceae; Desmidiales; Closteriaceae
Source: the annotation of a GenBank genome assembly
AUGGAUAGAAGUAGAGAGGCUGGAGAGCAGGGGGGAGUUGCUGGUGGAGGAGUGGGGACUCACCAACCAGCCAACCCUACGCUACCUACUUCUUCUACACCAUCUCCUACUACCGUGGAUCCUGUGAAAGCUUUCUCUAUUGAGAAAUUCAUGGGGGAGGACUACGAGCACUGGAGUUUCCGCAUGAGGCGGAUGUAUACCCAAUACAAGCUAUUGGAUUUGGUUGAGGGGAUGGAGAAGAUGCCGGAGGCCGCGGAGCUGAAAGGAGCGUGGAUGAAGCGAUCGUUCGACGCGUACAUGCUCACGUCAUGGUCUGCCCUAGCGAUCAACCUCAACUCCCAACAACCCCAAUGGAGCGUGGAUUACAUUCAUGCGCGCAUCCUAGAGGAGGACCUGCGGCGGCAGAGUGUGGAGCGCUCGGAGGAGGGGGUUGGCUAUGGAGUUGGAGGUGGAAAGAGUGGCUUCAAGAAGAAGUGGAAGGGCAAGAACAAGGAUAAGCCUAAGGAGGAUGGCGGCGGGGGUCAAGGGGAGGUGUGCUUCUACUGCAAGAAGCGCGGACAUCGUUGGCGGAAGUGCUACCAACGACCAAAGGAUUGGACCCCGCCUUCAUCAAGCGACCAGCGUGGUGGCACGAGGAGUGGGGGAGUCAUGGGAGCUAGUGGAGAGGAGAAGGAUGAGGAGAAAGGCGGCAAAUCUGAGGAGCGGAAGGCCGGGUUCUUCUUCUUCGUGAACGAAGGCGCAACCGACCAAGCUAUGGCUGCCAAGCAAGGCGCCGGUCCUGCUGCGGAGGAGGGGUUGGAGGAUGAGUCGGCACGUGUGGACUCCCCAUCUCAGCCCGAGCCUGCUGCAAACACCAAGGUCACCAAGAGGAGUGUGCAGAGAGGAGCUUCACCACAUGGGCAGUAG